Messenger RNA from Brenthis ino (lesser marbled fritillary), 270 nucleotides. The record is from the annotation of a GenBank genome assembly. NCBI's taxonomy places the organism in Eukaryota, Metazoa, Arthropoda, Insecta, Lepidoptera, Nymphalidae.
AUGGUCGCCCAUCCAAGAGCGCAGGCAAGUUGGAGAUCCAUUUACGCAACUCAUAUCCUGCGGAGGCUAGUAUUCCAAUCAACUCGUCACGCAAAAGGAGAGUCUCUCUCUCCGUGGACGCGCCAGUGCAUAUGUCAUCAACAUAUAGGUCCUCCUUCAAAAUGGCGGGUGCGCGAGGAAACGACAUACGAUCUCGAUCCGCGAGCUCCCAAGCAAGCGUAUGGCCAAAUAGGGCUAGACCGUAGCCCGUAUGUGUUCGUGUUGAGCUCG